Amorphotheca resinae ATCC 22711 is the source of this 1560-nucleotide messenger RNA. RefSeq lists its product as hypothetical. Gene Ontology annotation, cellular component: endoplasmic reticulum; membrane. Gene Ontology annotation, molecular function: long-chain fatty acid-CoA ligase activity. The record is from RefSeq and is a predicted model, not a curated record. Lineage: Eukaryota; Fungi; Ascomycota; Leotiomycetes; Helotiales; Amorphothecaceae. The transcript has 4 exons. The coding region runs from base 1 to 1560 and encodes 519 amino acids.
AUGGGUUUCGGAGACGAUCUGAUGCUGCAGCUCGACAUGGCCAUUACGGGCAUUUUGGGCGAGUGGAAUCACUACUCGACCGCCAUAGCCGCUGGCAUUGUCAGCUUCUUGCUCUAUCAAAUGUUCACCACCCGUGAUCCAGAUGCGCAUCCUAUGCUCCUGUCCCGCCAGGCACAAGCCUCUCCUGUCAGACAACCUGGCGAGUCUGCUGUCUUCCGAUCGCAGGCGGCUCCUCACGGCAUUCCUCUAAAUUCUGGGCUCGGUGUCAAGGACCCGGGUGAUUCAAAAUGGGCUAGAGGACGGGAUGGAGAUCUGAGAGAUAUCUGGAGAAAGGUCGUGACUGGUGUCCAGGAUAAAGAAGGCAACGAGACAGGAGAACAUGGGAGGAUCAUGACAGUACUGGGUACUGAGAACGUCGUCGAGCAUGAUAUAGCCGGGAUUACUCGACAAAUAAACCUAAUCGGUGAACAUCUGAAGCAGAAUGGAGGCAAGAACGUUGCUAUAUAUCUUCCAAACUCGAUCGAAUUUCUUGCGGCGCUCUUUGCAUGUGCCUUCUACGAUCUGACUGCCAUUCUUGUGCCCUACGAUCAACCUCUCGAGACCAUCGUCUCGCUCCUUCAAAAGUCCAAAGCUGAUGCCAUUAUUGCUGCUGUUGGGUCCUUUCCUUUUGAUGUUAUCACGAAGAGUCAUCCCAGCCUCCAACAGCUUAUAUGGGUUGUGGAUGACGGCAGUAAGCACAUGGAUUGGAAUGAAGUUCCUACUGGUACCGGAGGAGCUAUAAAUGUUUCAACUUGGUCGGAAAUCAUUCAGGAGCAGAAUGCGGCAGCAGGGACUGAGUUGCCAACUGUCGAUAGAACCGUCAAACCAAAGAACGUGAUAGCUUUCUGGCCCUCUGGGGAGAUGGUUGAGUAUACUCAGGCAAACCUGAUUUCUGGCAUUGCUGGUCAACUCACCUCGAUACCAACCACACAACGCAUGACGCACGCAGACCUAUUUCUCCCUGCAGAUUCAUUGACGACAAUUUAUCCUUUGGUCUUAACUCUUGGAGCACUCUUCUCCAAUGCCUCUGUGGCAUUGAAUUCUGUGGCUGGCCGAAGUCCGGAUCUUGUCACUGCUACUGAAGGAGUUGCGCCGACCAUCGUCGUCGCUUCACCUUCUACUCUCGCCCAGACCCACUCAGAGACUGCGGCCAGAUUGAACUCGCCCAUUUACCGCCUCGUUCACUGGUUCGAGACCCGCUCGCUCGUCCAAGAUGGUGUUAUGCCAAUCACGUCGGUACUUAGGGUAAUCUAUGCUCUCACAGCACCCCAGGUUGCUGGCGCGGUCACCCAAACCGGUCUUUACGACUACCGACUUGAUGAUGAGAAGACAAAAUACUCUCAUUUUGGUGCUCCAGUAACAAGCGUUGAGGUCUUUUUCAAGGAUACCAAAGAGCACAAGACGACAGACUAUUCCUCUGCCGGAGAGAUUAUUGCCCGAGGUCCCGCUGUUGUUGGUGGCGAGGCCGCUCUCGGAAUUGUUGGCAAAAUGAAGGCUGAUCAUACAUUGGCUCUGCUGUGA